AGGAGCUCGGCCCCGAAUCUAAUCGCUCACCGCUAAACGGAUCCGCGAGGAUCUCGCGCUGACGCAGCCCGGAGACCUGCGGAGACCUGGGAUUCUUUUCUUCCUCUUCCUCUUCUUCUUCUGCUUCUUCUUCUUCUUUUUGGUUAUUUGACUUUUUAUUUGCUGUGAGCAGAGACAGAAGCUCGUGGCGACUCGCAGUGAAGCCGCCGGCUUCGCGUUCGGGAAGCGGGAGGCUCGCGCGCCGCGACCGUCACGCAAGGAGCGAUCGGUGAAACGUCGGCGCUGCAGGAGGUCACCAGGGAUGCUUUCUCACACCGCCGAUUCCAACCCAGAUACCCGAGGUUAUUCCUCCAUGCGCGCGCGAGAGACACGGAGAGGUGGACGGUGGCAGAAACAGUAAGAUGAGACCAUUAAAUGAUGGUGACCUCUGAGGAAAAAAGCACAAGCCAACCUGAAGCGAUUUUCACUGCAGGCAAACCUCAAUGAAAGAAACUCGGGCCGAUUCCCCAAAACCGCUCUGAUUGCUACAUGGCGACGAUACCAUCCAUCAAUGAGGAGGAGACACACAAAAGGAUUACAGAGAACAGUUAAACAUCCGGCUGACAAUCCAACCAGAUCGCGGCUGCACUGAAACCACACCGGCGUCCCCCUCCUCUCAUUUUUUCGGGUCCUGCACAUGACUCUCAGAGAAGCCCCCAUGGCCUGCAGCUCAGGCGUGGUGAUGAGUGCCUUGUUUUGGUCCGUAGCCAUUGUGUAUUUGACUAACAUCGGCAGAGUCAGCGGAGACUGCUGGUUAAUUGAGGGUGAAAAGGGCUUUGUGUGGCUUGCGAUUUGUAGCCAAAACCAACCACCUUAUGAGGCCAUCCCACAGCAUAUCAACAGCACCAUUGUGGACCUCCGUCUGAAUGAAAACAAAAUCAAAAGCAUCCAUUAUUCUGCCCUCAGUCGCUUUGCCAACUUGACCUACCUGAACCUGACGAAGAAUGAAAUCUCCUACAUAGAGGAUGGGGCCUUUUCUGCUCAGUUCAACUUACAAGUCCUCCAAAUGGGCUUCAACAAGUUGCGCAACCUGACGGAGGGGGUCCUCAGGGGUUUGGGAAAGCUGCAGUACCUCUACCUCCAGGCAAACCUGAUUGAGACCGUGACACCCAAUGCCUUUUGGGAAUGCCCCAACAUAGAGAACAUUGACCUCUCCAUGAACCGAAUCCAGCAGCUGGACGGGUCCACGUUUACCAGUCUGACCAAACUGACCACCUGCGAGCUGUACACCAACCCCUUCAACUGCUCGUGCGAACUGCUGGGUUUUGUCAAAUGGCUCUCGGUUUUCCCAAACCGGACGAACGAGCGGAUGGUCUGCGACUCCCCACCCGGCGUCUCCGGCUACAGCUUACUGAGCCCGAAUCCCAACAAUCCGACGUUUCGCAACGCGCUGCACAUGCUCACCACCGUGUGCACGGACGACUACGUGACGCCGUUCAUCCCCGUGCCCACCGAGUCCUCGACACCCCCGCCGGACCUGACCUGUGCGGGGCUGGAAGACUGUCCCUCGGGCACAGAGCCGGAAGACAUCACCAUCAGCACCUACAACGUGGUGGAGGUGAACCCUCUGAUGAAGCUGAAGCAGGUAUCGAACACAGGCGCCACCGUCACGGUUCAGAUCCCUCACCCCUUCAAGAAGAUGUACAUCCUGUCUCUGUACAACAACAGCUUUUUCAGCGACAUUCAAACCCUGAAAGCUUCGAAAGAGGACGUGGAACUGAAAAACCUCAAACCCCACACCAACUACACGUACUGUGUGUGUUCCAUACGCAACUCGCUGAGACACAACCACACCUGCCUGACCAUCACCACCGGCACUCUGAAGGGGAAGGCCAGAGACGUGAACAACGCGACCGCCACUCACUACAUCAUGACGAUUUUGGGCUGCCUCUUCAGCAUGGUCAUCUUCCUGGGCGUGGUCUACUACUGCUUGCGUCGAAAGCGCCAGCAAGACGAAAAGCACAAAAGAGCCGGCAGCCUGAAGAAGAACAUAAUCGAGCUCAAAUACGGACAAGAGCUCGAGGGCGCGACCGUUUCUCGAAUGUCGCAGAAGCAGCUGUUGGCCGGCGAGAGCAUGGCACGAAUGCCCUACUUGCCAUCUGCGGCUGAAAUGGAGCAGUACAAAUUCCAGGAGAUGAGUGACACUCCUAAGAUGAUGAAAGGGAAUUACAUGGACGUGCGCGGCGUGGACCACCACGAACGCAGGGAGUGCGACAUGGGGAUGGCCGGGAACAGCCAGGGGUCGGUGGCGGAGAUCUCCACCAUCGCAAAAGAGGUGGACAAAGUCAAUCAGAUAAUCAACAACUGCAUAGAUGCUCUGAAGUCGGAAUCCACCUCUUUUCAAGGGAAAUCCGGCGCGGUGUCCACCGCCGAGCCCCAGCUCGUCCUGAUAUCCGAACACCCGCAGAGUAAAUCGGGCCUCCUUUCCCCGGGGUACACGGACAGCUAUCACCACUCCCUGCAGAGGCACCGGUCCUCCGACGUCUCGCCAAAGAGGCCCAGCACCGCCACGGGGGGGCCCAUGCGAAGCCCGAGGCCUUACCGCUCCGAGUCCAAGUACAUAGAGAAGACCUCCCCGAAGGGAGAGAGCCUCCUCUCUGCAAACCCGGCCGCCGCCAUCCUGAGGGCCGAGGCGGAGAAGAUGCGUCAGUACGGCGACCACCGGCACUCCUACCCCGACGCUCAGAUUGAGGAGCUGGAGGGACCCGACGGCCACAAAUCCUCCAUGUUGGAGCCUCUCACUCACUCCCGCUCCAGAGACUUAGCGUACUCCCAGCUAUCGUCCCACUAUCACAAUCUGAGCUACUCCUCCAGUCCGGAAUACUACUGCAAACCCUCCCACAGCAUCUGGGAGAAGUUCAAACUGCACCGCAAACGGCACAAAGAUGAUGAGUACAUGGCUGCGGGCCAUGCCCUGCGUAAGAAAGUCCAGUUUGCGAAGGAUGAGGACCUGCAUGAUAUUUUAGACUACUGGAAAGGCGUUUCAUCCCAACAGAAAUCAUAACCUCUUUGGCUGUUUUAUAAAAAUGGACCACGCAGUGCAGAGAUGACACGAGAGCAUCAUCUCGACAUUCCAAUCAAUGGAUACUUCCUUAUUAUUAUCAACUACUUGCUCAAGAUGAUCACGUUCUCUUUUGCGUGUGAGGAAAAUGGGUUACAGAGUCUUUAAAUUUGUCAUAUUAUGUAGAGCAUUAAUCGGGGAAACCUGUGGGAAAAUUGAAGGGAAAAUAUCUUGCAAAUGAAUACUACAUAUAUAUAUAUAUAUAUGUAUAUGUGUCACAAUGGAUUAUGGGUUUUGGGGUAUCGCAUGGCCAAGUCCUGUGACAGUGGAUUUGCUGUUGUGUAAUCUGAAACUAAUAUAUGAAGAAAUGUCUACUGAAACUUUUUGAGGAGUUGUUUCACUCAAAAAGAACUUUUUUUUCUUCCCUUCCUGCAUAUAUUUAAUUCAACAAAAACUAUGUACAGAUAUGGGCAUCUAUAUUUGCAAUGUUGCUGUGUAGAUGGAUAAGUAUAAGUGGUUGAUUCGGGUUUAUCAAACGAUCCGCUGUUCAUCGGGAAUAACUUGUUGCUGAAGAACCUUCUGCCAUUUCAACCAUCACCGCCUGUUUUUGUAACAAUCUCUUUUUUAAAACCUUUUACAUGCGUUUAAAAAAAAAAUCCAGAUUGAUUUCAGUUUCAAUGUCCCCCUUAAUCACACAGCGCAGUCUUCACUGGAUGGAAUCCGGCUUCACGCAGACCGGAUGGAGUCCCGUGAGGAAAGUCUCCAUCGUCCGUUUCUUCAGCCGUCAUUUGUAUUUUUAGUACCAAAGCAGAAACAUCGGAAAUGUUUACAAUACUUUCUGCGCGGUCGGGGGAAUCGUAAAACCACACAUCCGUAGAUCCGUGCUUCUUUUUCUAUUGUGUCGGUUGUUGAAAACAUUGGGUGUUGAAAGCCUGCUAAUAAUCGCUAACAUGUUAAAGGGCAGGCGGCUGCUCCUCGUCACUUGUUCAGAGGCCGCCGAGAGCCCGAUGAAUGAUGAAUGUAACAGAUACAUAUUUCUGAUCUGUCGAUGGCAGCUUUUGUGUAAAAAAAAAAUAUAUAUAUAUAUAUAUAUAUAUAUAUAUAUAUAUAAACAUUUAUUUCAUGCUAUUGACAAAUGUGUUUUUUUUUCCUUCGCUUCAAUAUUUCUUCCAGUGUAUUAAAUUGCAAAACGUCUUAUCCGAUUAAUGCAGGAAAGUAGUUUGUUCUCUGGAUGGGCCUUGCUGCUUGCUGACAGGUUUUGUUUUAUUCUUUAACUGCUAGGCUGUUCAAUCUUUUUGUAUAUUGUGGAAGCUACGUACCAGACGAAUUAUCAACGUGCUAGAUUCAAAUUUGAGAAUGUGAAACCGAAUCCUCUGACUUACCGGCUGUGAAUUUGUGUAUCAUGACAUCUUUUUUAGUGAAUAUUAAUGCUUAUUCUUUGUGAGGUGUUUAUGUAACUUUUUGCAGACAGGCUCAUGAUGACUCACUACGUAUUCAUGGGUGAACAAUAAAUCCGUAUAUUUGUGCUCUCCGACUCACCUGAAGAAUUGUAAUAAAGCAACUCUCAAUGUAUGAUAAAGAAAAGAACAGCUUUUUGAGGUUAAACCGUGACAGGAACAUCAGUGCUUUGUGUGAAUAUUAAACACCUCAAAAUCAGCAGCACAGACAAACUCGAUGACCUGCGGGAAUUCAUUUAUCCGCUGAUGUGUUUUUUUUUUUUCAUUUUACUCUUUAUUCCCCCUUUAUUCAUUAUGUCAGUAUAACUGCAGGCACGAGUUCCCCCUUUUGUUCAUUUUCUGUCACAAAGCUGCGUCUCUCAUUGAAGUGUGUCAUGAAGCUGCUUUUACUCAUUCAUGUGAAAUGAAGCAUUCAUGAGCCUGAUGUGAAUGUGUUAUGUAAGGACCUUCUAAAGUGUUAACUUGGUUGUCUGACUUAAUAUUUCAACCGCCUUAAGAUUUUGGGAUACGUGUACAAGUGUAAAUUUCCUUUUGUUUAAUUCAAUGUUGAUAUUGUUGACGAGUCUCCAUUUGUUGUUAUUUUUAUAAAAGCAUUUCAGUUUCCUCUGAGAGCUGUCAGGUUUCUAGUUCAUUUAGCUAUUUAGCCACAUGUUUUUUAUACUGCAUAUUGUAGCACUUCUGUGUCUAAUAAGAGUGUUGACGAAAUCUUUAGAAAGAUCAGCAGUUGUUGUUCAUGUGCAUCGAAACAAACAAGAGCACAAAAAAUGUGUUUUUUUCAUUUUAUUUCUUAAUACUAUGUUAUCUGCUUUCAGACAAAGUACUGUGAAAUAAAGUUAAGGGUGCACAUACAAUA
Messenger RNA from Gasterosteus aculeatus aculeatus (three-spined stickleback), 5350 nucleotides. RefSeq names its product extracellular leucine-rich repeat and fibronectin type III domain containing 1a (gene elfn1a). Lineage: Eukaryota; Metazoa; Chordata; Actinopteri; Perciformes; Gasterosteidae. Gene Ontology annotation, cellular component: plasma membrane. The record is from RefSeq and is a predicted model, not a curated record. Gene Ontology annotation, molecular function: protein binding.